GUUAAAUAAAAACAUUUUAAUUGAAGAGUGCUUUAAAUUUUGAUCUGUGUUGUCAUCCUUUGUUACUUUUUCACAUUUUGUGUGUGUGUCUUGUCUUAGAGAACAAAUCAACUAAAAUUCACUAGAUCUAGAUCAAGCACCAUCUUAUCAUUGGUCUACAGUCUACAGAUUAGCUGCUUAUCCCACAAUCACAGGUUCAAGAGGUUUAUCGGGUUAUGAUCUAGUCUAAAUGAACUAAAUUUAGAGUACAAUCAAUAAAUGACAAUGGCUUUGUCAGUUGAAAAAUUAUUGACAGAUGCUCAUACUCUGAUCAUACGUUUAAAGGAUCAUGACACUCUAGCAGAUAGCAUAAUAGCUACAACACAGACACUCUUCAACAAAAUUGAAGCAAUGAAACAGUAUCAAGAUGAUAUUGCUGAACUUAAUGAGAUUGCUAAGCAUAGACCAAGGUCUACAUUGGUAUUGGGCAUAGCACAAGAGAAUCGUCAGAUACGGGAACUACAGCAGGAAAACAGGGAACUUCAAGCAGCCUUAGAGGAGCACCAGUCAGCAUUAGAACUCAUUAUGCAGAAAUAUAGGGAACACACUGUUAAACUGAUACAAAGUAACAAAAUUGAGCGGGCACUACAAGAAAAAGAUAUUAUUGACAAGGAAUCAGUUUGUCAUCUCAUGGAUAAGAUUGAUGAAAUGGCCGGUGUGAUGCAGAAGGCUAUAGAGGUGGAUGAAACGUCUGGUUGCGCUGAUAAAGAACGUCUUUCACGCUUGGAAAUUGAGAAUAGAGCACUCAGGGAACUAUUGGAGAUCUGCACCACUAGCAGAGAAAAAAUACUUCAGGCCGAAGCAAAAGUAGAUAUGAAAAAGGAGCGCGAUGAUGAGGCUGAUGAUGAUGAUACCAACACUGAUACCGAGGGUGACUCUUCUGUUGUGCUGGCCCUGGAUAAAAAAGAUGAUGGUGAUAAAAAGGAGGCAGCAGAGAAAAAGUCCAAGCCUAGUAGCAGCAGGGAGACCACUCCCACCAACACCAGCCCAAAGACUCCAGGUGCCAGCAAGUCUGCCACUGAAUUGAAAAAGGGGAAAACAUCCAUUUCAGUGACUCCGGCAGUCAAGAAAACUGUGUCUGCGACAGGUGUGAAGAAAGAUAUAGCACCACUUAAGAAGAGCCCAUCUGUAGAAACAAAGAAAGACACGAAAAGCAAAUUGACUCCAAAACCUGUGACUAAGAAAUAAAAAAAAAGAAUGAAUACGAUUGGCUGCUAUAAUUACUUUGAAUGAGAGUUAAGUCUGAUUUGUACAAGGGUAUGUUGAAAAUAUCGCAUUGGAUAUUGUAGAUACAGAUAUUGGCUAUGUGACAUGCAACAUUCAUAAUUUAGAAUGAGGGGGUUUAGCUAAUGUAUAUAAUGUGGUUAAAAUAUGUUAAAAGAUUUAGCCUUGCAGUGGGCAAAAUGAAAUGAAUGUGUGAUGGAUGGUUAAAUGCAGAUGUUUAACCAUUUUUUUUUAAUUACAUAUGAUUUAGAUUAUUUUUUAAAUCUAUUAUUUUUCUAUAUAUAUUCCAAGUAUGACAGCUAAGUGCAAAAAUGUCACGUUGCUCUCUGCUUCCCUAGCUAAACCCUCUAAUAGACACAUCAUUUGUUGUCUACAGUUUCCUAACUUAUAGCCACUCUCCAACAUUUUCUGUUGAUCCAUUUAUAUAGUGCAUUUAUUAUUAUACAAAUUUUUGUACUUUUUUUUAUAAGUCAGAAGCAUCAUUACUUAACCCAUCGUCUGUGCUUUUAUAGCUAGGGCUAACUUGUAAAACAUUAUAAGUUGGUAUUAGUGAGAAAAAAAGGCACACCUUUUACUAGUGAGAAAGGCAAGGCGAAAUUAAAAAAAAAAAAUUUUCAUUUUCAUUUUAGAAACAAGUUUCUUAGAUUUGUAUGGCAUAAUAACAAUUAAAUUUUCUUAAAAACUUUUAAAAGGCAAAUUUAAAUACAUAACUUACUUAAAGUGGGACUAAAAGUAUGUCAACGUAUGGUAUGUGAUGCCUAAAAUACCAAAACACAAAAAAUAUUAUGGUAUAAAAGAAAGUCUAAAUUUUAUUAAAAAUGAGACAAUUCCUUUUCUUCAUGUAGGCUUUAUAGUUGUAGAGGUCAUCAAUGAACUACCUUCGAAAAUUUAGAGUUUGAAACUAUUUAAAUAUGCUAUGAUUGAGAACUGCUUAUAUCCAUAUUGAAGCACUUAUCAUUAAGUUUAACAUUGGGUUCCACCAGUUUUGUAUGUGCAUAUAAUAUACAGGUUGAAAUCUCAUGAUUGUAUAUAUAUAUUUUUUAAGACUUGAAAGACCUUUAGAUAUUUACUGAGAAGAGAUCAUUACUUUAGAAGGUGCAAAUUAAGACUAAUGUGUGUACAAAAUUAUAAUGUAUUUUUUUUACUUCUAAGUAACACAUUUUAAAAUACUAUUCAAUGAUUCGUGUCUAGAUUUUUAAAAAAUUACAUAAUUAUGGCUUGUUUUGACAAGAUACUUUAAACUUAACACAAAAAACUAAGAAGGUAUUUCACAUGCUAUCUUUAUGUUCUGUAAAUCAAUAACUUUUCAGCAUAUCUCUGUGAUAAUAAAACAAAAUUGAAUUAGUAUCAUUGCUAUGUAUUGGUGCAUUUUUAUUUAUGUUUUGUUUAUAAUGCAAUGAAACUACAUUACCAGAUUAAAUUGAUUAUUGAUAUCAUU
Molecule: messenger RNA, 2701 nt
Organism: Biomphalaria glabrata
Lineage: Eukaryota; Metazoa; Mollusca; Gastropoda; Planorbidae
Product: FGFR1 oncogene partner 2 homolog
Exons: 5
Coding region: 259-1227 (322 amino acids)
Source: RefSeq, a predicted model, not a curated record